AUGCUCUCCAAUUUUAUUAAAGCUCGCUUUCUGAGGCGUUUAAUGCCUAAAUCCACAAAUUGUAUCGCAACAGCGCGUAUACACAGUAAACCAUCCCAGCUUGACACACAAACCAUAACGAUAAAAUUAAAAAUCAAAAAGCAGAAUAGCGUCGAUAAACACGUGGAAUUCUGCGAAAAACUCGGGAUAACAUUUUCAGAUAAAAAUUUAAUACACCAAGUUUGUACACAUAAGUCAGUUAGGUCUAAUACAGCGCCUACAAAUGAGCGGUUGGAUUUUUUGGGACAAAAAGUCAUAUCACUUUACGCAACUGAAUACCUAUUUAAUCAAGUGAAGCCUUCAGAAUUACAUGAUCAUGUUUAUUUAUACACAAAAAGAUCCUUAAAUAUUGGUAAAAUUGUAAUUGAAGCAGAAAAAAAUGGACAAAAUUUACAAAGUUCAGGAGAAGAAAGUGUUACCGGUAGAGCACUUCAGGCACUUGUUGGAGCAAUAUAUCAUGAUCAGGGCGCAUACGCGGCAAAGCAAUUUGUCCAUAAACAUAUAUUAUCGGCGCCUAUGGAACUUAG
Molecule: messenger RNA, 566 nt
Organism: Dentiscutata heterogama
Lineage: Eukaryota; Fungi; Glomeromycota; Glomeromycetes; Diversisporales; Gigasporaceae
Source: the annotation of a GenBank genome assembly